ACAAGCUAACCGGAAAUUCAAAUCUGGAGUAUGAUUUAAACAUAAACAUUUAACUAUAAGAAAGAUUUAACUAAACGAGUUGCAGUAAAAUUAGAGUAGUAAAAGGAAAGAAGUAAAAGGAAAUAUGUGAAAAAGGAAUUGAAACACUGAAAAAAAUGUUGGUACAGGUUAUAAUAGUAGUAUUUCAACUUUUUGAAAUAGGUGACUGUACUCUUGAUGAAUGUGUUACAUAUCUAAAGCGAGAAAAUCUUACUCAGCCAGAUAUUGUCAAAAGAAAUGCAGAAGCAUGUUGUCCUUAUUUACGAGGGGGAUUUUCUCUGUUAAACCUAACUUCACUUGGAAGUGAGUACCGUAGGUUCAAUAAAAAGAGUAUUGAUCAGCUUUAUACCUCUACGCUGAUACCAAAAAUCUUACAUACUAACUCGUGUGUUAUACUAAGGGAAAUUGAAUUCCGAACCUUUUUUUGUCAUUCAACAGCAAAUGUGAGCGACAUGGAUUUCACUACUCAAGAAGGAUUAAGUUUCAGAGAUUUUCAUAAAAAUUGGAAAAAUGUACAUUCCUACCAGUUGUCCUGUGGCAUUUUAGUAGUAUUCUCACCUGUUAAAUUAUGUCAGCAUCAUUCAUUUUUCAAGUGUUCUGUGAAAUACAAUGAAACCUAUUUACAUGUAAAGACUGCAGCAAUUAAAUAUGCAAUGGAACCUUUUAAUCUUUCAAUAUCAAGAUCAAAUGAUGAUGGCAAAACAAUAAACGUAACUUGUGCAUAUGCAAAUUUUAGAAAACCUAUCUUCCUUAACAUAACAUUUUCACAUAAUGAUUACAGAUUGAUAAAUGAUAGUAGAACUUUCCUAAUAAAUCCAAUCAUACCUUUGUAUAACAGUGGUAGAGAUCGAUUUAGUUUGCAAAGAACAUUAUCUAUUUUGAAUCCACAAAUUUUUAACGACACUUUAAGUUGCAUCUUGUCUGAUGAUAAAUGUGGGAUAGUGUCACGUCAGAAUUUUUCCUAUUUACAAGUUAAGACUAAGAAGGCUGGUUCAACACCUUCAUUUUUAUCAGAUGGUUUAUGGGUAGUUUUAAUUGCAUUUUUGUUGUUGUUGCUUUUAUUCCUUAAAAUAAAGUCAAAAUGGUACGAUGGUAUGUGUAAAGGCUCUUUAAAAAAAGUGCAAGGGAAAAUUCCGGAGAAUUCAAUUGCAAUUGUCAAUGAUAAAAACUAUGAAAAAGAAAUGUAUCAUAUAUCUUCAAUAACGAAUGUUGAACAAAACAUGACAUGUUUUGAGCAGAACAUAACAAAUCCAGAGCAGAAAAACAACGAUGUCUUUAUAUCAUACAGUUCCCAGAAUCGUGAAUGGGUAAAAAAUACUCUUUUAUUUGAACUGGAAAAACGAAAUAUUAGUGUUUGCAUAGAUUUUAGAGAUUUUGUUGUUGGGGAAUACAUAUCAAAAAAUAUCUUAGAUGGUAUGUAUAACAGUCGAAAAACUAUUGUUGUUAUUUCUUCGGAUUAUUUAAAGAGCAAUUAUUGCAAAGAAGAACUUCAAACAGCUUCACAAGGUCAUUCUGUUAUUUUCAUAAUGAUAGAAAAGUGCAAACUACCUCGUUAUUUAAAGCAACAACUCUCAAAAAAUCAAGUUUUUGAAUGGGACGAUAAUGAGAGGUUCUGGAAGAACCUUAUUCUUGCUAUUCGCUCAUAACAAAUAUCUGUAAAUAUAUAUAUAUACAAAUGUCUAUGUAUACAUUUUUUAUUUUUACUAGUUUUUUGA
Hydra vulgaris (swiftwater hydra) is the source of this 1754-nucleotide messenger RNA. It is a transcript of the gene trr-1, whose product is annotated as Toll-receptor-related 1. Gene Ontology annotation, molecular function: transmembrane signaling receptor activity. NCBI's taxonomy places the organism in Eukaryota, Metazoa, Cnidaria, Hydrozoa, Anthoathecata, Hydridae. The record is from RefSeq and is a predicted model, not a curated record. Gene Ontology annotation, cellular component: plasma membrane. Gene Ontology annotation, biological process: toll-like receptor signaling pathway; immune response; inflammatory response.